Molecule: messenger RNA, 2286 nt
Organism: Ostreobium quekettii
Lineage: Eukaryota; Viridiplantae; Chlorophyta; Ulvophyceae; Bryopsidales; Ostreobiaceae
Source: the annotation of a GenBank genome assembly
AUGACCUGCGGGUGGCGCAAGGCGCAGGAGGCCUUGGGCGCUGUCGGCUGGAAGAGCGUGUUUGGCGCUGGAGCAACCUGGCGGGCGGCGCUGGGAGAAGGACUGGGAUGUGCCGGGGGGCUGAGAGAGGCUAAUUGGGCGAGGGGGCGCCAGGACCAUGCACACAGCAGCAGUUAUGAAGGUGGUCUAGAGCUGGAAGUGGACAACAACACCAGCAGGCAAGGGGAAUGGCUCACACUGUCACAGAGGAACAUUGCAGAGAACAGCGGUUACCAAGGAAGCCAGGCGGGAUGGGAGACAGGAGUUAUUGAUGUGGGCAAUGAUCAUCUCCACAUCCGCCCUUCAAUGCCAGCAAAGAAAACUGGUUUCAAUGGAAAGGAUGCGAUCAGUGGUGGAUCCUGGGAUUCCGAAGGCAGCCACAGGAGGGCUGAGACAACAGCAAAUAUUCCACUGUAUCCCUUUGAAGCAAAAAGAGGACCAGGUUUGAGGCACACAAGUGGCCAGUAUGCUUCGAGAACUGGCCUCAGGGAGGUGCCUCGAAUCCCAAGGACUAUGCUGGCUGAGGAGGACUUGGCAAUGGGCCAUGAAGAGGACGAGGUUGAGCCUUGUCAAGACAGCCAUGAUCCCGAUGGGCAGGGCAACGAACGUCAGAGGCGCUACUUCAACCCCUCUGGGCUGUCAUACUACUUGUGGCAGAAGCAGCAGAGGGACAGUCCUGUUCCUGUUGCUGCAGCCCUGCAAGAUUUGAAAGAACAGAAUACAAGAAAUCCGAGGUUGUUCAACAAGGAAAUUCUACCAUACAUUGCAGAUACAGGUGUGCUAGAAUGUGCGUUCUUGAGUAUGUACUCGCGACAUGGGAGCCUGGAAGAAGCGCAGGAACAGCUGGACACGUUUGCGAGGGACUGGCUGCCUAGAGUGAGCAGAAAAUUGCUGCAGGGGUCGUACACUUUCCCUGCACCGAUUCAGCUUGAGCCGCGACAGCGACUCAGAGGUGGGGGAGCGCGACUGGUGCCUGUUUGGUGGCACAGAACGGUUCCCGAAGCCAUGAGGAUGGUAUUGGAGGCUGUUUUCGACCCAGGGUUUUCAAGAUGUGUUCAUGGUUUUCGACCCCAGAGAGGCUGCCACAGUGCGCUGAAAGAGGUGAAAGACAACUUUGGUGGUGUGGACUACUUCCUGGAGGUUGACUUGACUGGCUGCCUGGGUGAGUUCAACAAGAGCACGCUGCUGCAAGCAGUGAGCGAGAAAAUAGGCGAUGAGCAAUUUUUGAGUCUGCUGAAUCGAGCCCAUCGUGCAGGCAUCGUCAACUUGGAGGGAGCAAACUACAAGUCAAUAGGUAUUCCCCAGGUUUCGCUCAUUAGCCCGAUAAUGUGCAACGUUUACCUUCAAAAAUUGGACAGAUGGAUGGAAGACUUGAUGCGAGUGCUGGAGGUGGGACGGAUGCAUCCAGGAAGCGAGGACGGCUAUGCCGCAUUGGCUGUUCGUGAAAGAUGGGUUUCAGAGCUGUUGAGGUUCGCGGACUGCUGGCAGGCACCCUCUCUCACUGGCAUAAGGUAUGUGAGGUAUGGGGCGAACUUCCUCGUCGGGGUCAAUGGCACCAGGAGGGACUGCCAUAACUUAGAGCAAGAUUUGAGAGCUUUUUUCUCAUCCACGCUGAAGCUGCAACACAAAAAGGCCACUGCUUCGACGGCCUGCGCUUCGACCCCUGACAAAGAAUACACCGUUUUUCUGGGAGCUGAGAUCUACGUAGCGCAACAGAUUGGUCCGCCGGGAUCUGACCCCGGCAGCAAGGAAGCAGGGAAGCUGCUCCAGUGUCCCCGCGUGUGCAUCCCCGCCCGCCUAUUGUUGGCCAAGCUGGAAGACCACGGCUUCACCCACAAGACCAAGAAGAAGCCGACUUUCUGUGGACGGCUGGUGAACUGGGAGGCCCAUGAAAUCGUCAAGUUCUAUGACAUCACUUUCAGGAUGUUCAUGGCGUACUACACCUUUGCGGACAACUACCACUGCCUGUCGCUGUUGUUCGACAUCCUUCGCCAGUCGUGUGCCCUUUCGCUGGGCAAGAAACUGAGCUUGAAGAGGAUCUGGUGGGUGACCAAGCGGUUCGGCAAGGACCUGGUCAUCAAGGGCGAUGGCGAUGUGGUGUUAGCAGCAAUGUACAAGCCUAAAUUUGACAAGCCAAGGGUUCCAUUCCCAGGGCGUGAUGUAAACCCCUUCACCAGACUCGAGCGCCCUGCAAAACCCAGAUUUCAUCAGUUGGAGGGCGAGGCGAAGCCUGGAGAGAAGGGAUAG